This is a messenger RNA of Dictyostelium discoideum AX4, 1149 nucleotides long. RefSeq names its product 26S proteasome non-ATPase regulatory subunit 6 (gene psmD6). Gene Ontology annotation, cellular component: proteasome complex. Lineage: Eukaryota; Evosea; Eumycetozoa; Dictyosteliales; Dictyosteliaceae. The record is from RefSeq and is a predicted model, not a curated record. Bases 1 to 1149 code for a protein of 382 amino acids. The transcript has 5 exons.
AUGGAUGAAAGUAUUAAAAAGUUACCAGAUUUAGCUAUUGCUGAUUUAAUUUUCACUGUUAAAUUAGAAGGUAAAACUGGUACUGAAUCAUAUAAUAAAUUAAUUAAAGAAAUUGAAACACACAAAAUGUUACCAUUAUAUAAAAUACUUGUAGAACAAUUAAAAUGGACAGAAGAUCAAGGAUUAGUAUCAAAAUUAAAAGCUGAAAAUGAAAGUGAAUUAAAAGCAUUAGAUAAUAAAAUUACUGAUAGUGUUGAAAAUUUUGGUGAGUCUGAAAUUAGAGAAGCAUAUUUAGCAAAAUCUGAUUUCUAUUGUCGUAUCGGUGAUAAAGAUACAGCAGUUGAAAUGUAUAGACAAACGUUUGAAAAAACAGUACCAUUGGGUCAAAAAUUAGAUAUUGUUUUUACAUUAAUUAGAAUGGGUAUUUUUUGGAUGGAUCAUGAUAUUGUAACAAGAAAUUUAGAGAAAGCUCAAUCAUUAGUUGAAGAAGGUGGUGAUUGGGAUAGAAAGAAUCGUUUGAAAACAUAUGAAGCAGUUUAUAAAAUGUCCAUUAGACAAUUUAAAGAAGCCUCCGAUCUCUACUUGGAAACUGUUGCAAGUUUCACUUCAACUGAAUUUAUCGAUUAUAGUAGAUUCAUUCAAUAUUUAAUUUUCACUUCAUUACUUCAUUUGGAUAGAGUUUCCUUAAAACAAAAAGUUAUCGAUUCACCAGAUGUACUCUCUGUUAUUAAUGACACUCCAAAACUUCAAGAUUUAUUACAAUCUUUCUAUAAUGGUGAUUAUGCUAAUUUCUUUGGUGCUUUAGCUCAUUUCUCUGAUUCAAUUAAAGGCGAUAGAUAUUUAGCUGAACAUUCACGUUUCUUUACUAGAGAAAUGAGAAUUUUGGCUUAUAAUCAAUUUUUAGAAUCUUAUUCAUCUGUAAAAUUAGAAUCAAUGUCAAAUCAAUUUGGUGUAUCUUAUGAUUUUAUUGAUAGAGAAUUAUCACGUUUUGUAGCAGCAGGUCGUUUAAAUUGUAAAAUUGAUAAAGUUUCAGGUGUCAUUGAAACUACCAGAAGUGAUGCAAAGAAUCAUUUAUACAAAACUACACUUCAACAAGGUGAUAACUUAUUAAAUAGAGUUCAAAAAUUAUCUCGUGUAAUAAAUGUUUAA